Molecule: messenger RNA, 3086 nt
Organism: Hyla sarda
Lineage: Eukaryota; Metazoa; Chordata; Amphibia; Anura; Hylidae
Gene: ELMO3
Product: engulfment and cell motility 3
Exons: 21
Coding region: 219-2372 (717 amino acids)
Biological process (GO): cell motility; actin filament organization
Source: RefSeq, a predicted model, not a curated record
CUUCUCCAUAGGAUCUGGACUGGGCUGCAGGAGCAGCUCUGUAUGCACAACGCAGACACUCCCAAUAGGAAUUCUUAUCUAGAGUAAAGGAAUGCAGGCUUGUUGUAACCCAUCUGUCUCCUCCCUGCCUCCACCUCACAGCUCACUUCACAGUGUCUCCACCUUUCUCUGCGGCUUCCAAGUGACAGGAAACAGGUCUCAGUUGUAAACUGGGUGUCAUGGAGCCAGCAAAGAAUAUAGUGAAGAUUGCGAUCCAAAUGAUGGGCGCCUACCCUCAACUUAUCGAGCUUAACCAGAGUAAACCUCUCUCAGCAGUCUUAAAGGACGUGUGUGACGCGUGGAAUAUCAGUAAUUCUGAACAGUAUGCUCUGCAAUAUGUGGAUGGACGUCAAGCCUACAUCACUGAACUGAACAGAAUGGAAAUAAAGAAUGGCAGCAUCCUAAAACUGACCACUUCUCCGGACAAGGAGGCAAGCAGCUUGUGCCAGGGAGUACAGAGCCAUAACAAUGAUGUCAGAUCCGAGUCCCUGAAAAAGCUGGCUGCUCUCUCCACUGAUGUCACAUUUGCUCAGGAAUUCAUUAGUCGAGAUGGCCUUCGUAUUUUGUCCCGGACAGUUGAAGAAGAAGAAGAGCGUGGAGAGGUGAUGUGCCACACGCUGAGGGCCAUCUCCGAACUGAUGGAACAUGGCGUUGUGUCCUGGGAGACGUUCAGUACCAAGUUCAUACAAAAGGUUGUGACAUUUGUUAACGUAAAUCUGAUGCUGCUGGAGAUCACUCAACUAGCCCUAAUCAUCCUGGAAAAUGUAGUUCAGAGUAACACAAAGCUGGGAGACAUGGUUAGGCAAGAAAUCCCUCUGGAUAGGUUGCUUACUCUUCUACAGCUUCCAGAUCAGGAGACACAGAUUAAAGUGAUGGCGCUCCUUGUGGCCUUGCUACAGAAGGUUGGAGAAAGAGAAAGAGUGGAAAUGUUGGAUUAUCUUUGGAAAAAAAACAUGAGGCAGUUUAUCCACAAGAACAUUAUUCACGGCUGGCCAAAACUUGGGGAUGAAAUGCGUCACUACCUGUAUGUACUACAGUGUCUCAGUCUGGGCCUAUUGGAAAGUCGGAUGAGGAUACCGAUGGAUCCCAGUGAUACAGAGCAGCGACAGCAUCUCCAGAAUCUACGUCUUAUAGCUUUUCCAAAUGAAGUUGAAGAUGGCGGUCAUAUGACAUCAGAUCGGCGUCGCUCACUCUGUGCCAAAGAAUUCCGCAAACUGGGCUUUACAAAUAAUGGCAGCCCAUGGCAGGACCUGUGUCUCACUCCUCCUGGACUUUUGGCUCUUGACAAUAUGGUGUAUUUCUCAACACGUUGGCCUACUGCCUAUAGUCGGUUUGUGCUUGAAAAUAGCAGCCGGGAAGAUAAACACGUCUGCCCAUUUGCCAGAGGCAGCAUUCACCUAACAUUGAUCAUCUGUGAGAUCCUAAGUGUAGGAGAAACUGCCUCGGAGACUGGUCAGGAUUUUCUGACGCUAUUCUAUGCACAAGACCACUUUCUCCAGGAACUGUUCUGUGUAUGCAUUCAGGUGCUUAACAAGACCUGGAAGGAGAUGAGAGCCACGCAGGAGGACUUUGACAAGGUGAUGCAUGUGGUAAAGGAGCAGAUUUCUCGUACCCUUGGUCAUGCUCCAACGUCUUUGGACUCUUUUCGAACAAAAAUAUCAUCUCUUAAUUAUAGUGAGAUUCUCCGCAGACGUCAGGAAGAGAGACUGAUCCUGGAUGAAGCCCUCUCGCCACCUGUCAUGGAACUAAGAAAGCAACUACAGCCAGAGCUCCUUAACCUGAUCAAACAACAGAGGCUUCACUACCUGUGUGAGGGCACUAAGUUCAGGAAGAUCAGCAGUCGCCGGAGACAGGAUAAAUUGUGGUUUUGUCGUCUCUCUCCAAACCACAAAGUCCUGCACUAUGGAGAUCUGGAAGACAACAUAGAUAAUCCAGCAAUUGAAAUGCUUGCACAAAAAAUUUCAGUUGCUGAUAUAAAAUAUGUGUUAACUGGAAAGGAUUGUCCACACAUGAAAGAAAAAAGCUCUGGGAAGCAGAAUAAGGACCUCAUGGACCAAGCAUUUUCAAUCUGCUAUGAUGUGGACAGCUGCUUAAAUUUCAUUGCGCCCACUUCAACGGAUUUUUGCUUGUGGCUUGAUGGACUAAACACACUGUUGGGUCGAGAAAUGCCCAGUGAGCGGACGCGCACUGACCUGGAUCUCCUGCUAAACACAGAACUCAAGCUGCGGUUAUUAGAUCUGGAGAACAUUCCAAUCCCAGACCAACCUCCACCUAUCCCCCCACGUCCAAAUAACUAUGACUAUUGCUACCAAUUCACCUCCACUGAGGCCUAAAGUGUUAAUCUGGGACACAGUGACUGGGUGCCGUACAUGCCACCACUUUGUAGCGUCUGUCUAUGUUGCAGAUAUUUACUGUGCAAUAAUAUAUGGGGGUACAGUAUGUAAUAUAUAUUGGGGAUGGUCACAUGAUGUAUGAAAUACAAAACUUAUGAACAUUAAAACCAGUGACAGGUGAAGUAAAAAACAUCAUCUUGUGACUCUUUUCAUAGAAUUGAUUCUACCAAUGAACAAAUCACUAGUCAGACUACACAUGGAAUACUGUGUAUAGUACUGGGCACCAGUAAACAAGAAAGAUAUAGUGGAGCGGGAGAGGGUUCCAAGACGGGCAACCAGGGUAAUACGGGGAAUGGGAGGACUACAGUAGGGGGCAUCCUCUACAUCUAGAGGAAAGAAGGUUUAUACACCAACACAGAUGGGGGUUCUUUACUGUAAAAGCAGUGAGACUAUGGAACUCUUUGCCAGAGGAAGUUGUCAUGGUGAACUUAAAAGAGGCCUGGACAUGUUUCUGGAGAGAAUUCACAUUACAGGUUAUGGAUACUAGAUUAAUAGGGACAGAUCAAUGAUCCAGGGAUUUAUUCUGAUAUUUGAAUAUUUGAAGUUGGGAGGGAUUUUUUUCCCCUAGCAUGGGGCUAUAGGCAUCAGCCUCAUAAGGAUUUUUUUUCAGCACAGUAGGAAUAUAGGUUAAACUUAAUCAUCAAGUUCAACCUU